This is a messenger RNA of Cannabis sativa, 1544 nucleotides long. RefSeq lists its product as uncharacterized. The transcript is spliced from 2 exons. The record is from RefSeq and is a predicted model, not a curated record. Lineage: Eukaryota; Viridiplantae; Streptophyta; Magnoliopsida; Rosales; Cannabaceae. The coding region runs from base 415 to 1194 and encodes 259 amino acids.
AAAAAAAAAAAGGUUAUUCUACCUUAGUUUAUUUUUGGAAGGGUAAAGGGAGAUUUUCACAAAAGAAAAUGCUUCAAUGGUUGGUUAGCAUGACAUCCUCAAAACUUAAAAAUCUACUGUGUGGUGGAUUGAGACUCUCCUCCACAUUAUAGAUGAAGAAAGGCCCCUCUUUCUUUAUUUUAUUUCUUUUAACUAUUUCACCAAAACAAGAGAAUAAAAUGAUCACGAUUUCAUAUAUACUCCUAAGCUUCAUCACUUUUUUUUCUCUUAGAUUAGAACUAUUGUUUCAAUCAUAGUUUCAUGUUCUCUGCUGUAUGCUUUUCCUUCUCAAUUCUGAAGUCAGUAAUACUUUUUGAAUAGUUUCAGCUUCUAUCCUUGAUUCAUCAGUAAAGAUAGCUCUCGAUCUAAAGCAGUAUGUGUUCAGAAACUAGUCCACCUCGACUAUCUUUCGAUCGUAUUUUAUGUCAGGACCAUCCCCACAAUCUCCAACCAAGAAGAGACUCAGCAAUUCUGGAGUUGAAUUGUGACUUUGAAUUCAGCAUUAACAUUUGUUCAGACCAAGAAUCUUCAUCAGCUGAUGAGCUCUUCUCUCAUGGAGUGAUCCUUCCCAUUCAGCCUCGUGACAGAGUUAGUAGUACUAUCAGUUUUCCUUCAAAAAAAACUCAAAACAGAGAAAUCCCAAGUCUUAAUUCUCUUCCUCCUCUUCCUUGGUCUGAGUAUCAAUCAAAGGGAGAAAAGCUUAAGGAAGUUUCCACUUCUGAUUAUGUUGUGGAGCAGAGCAAUAAGCCUCAGUCGACCAAGUCGUUUUGGGGAACAUUCAAGAGAAGUAACAGCCUAAACCAUGAGAACAAGAGAAGCUUGCUUUGUUCGUUGCCACUUCUUUCUAGAAGUAAUUCAACUGGUUCGGUCUCAUCAACUCAAAAGAAAACUUCCUCGUUUAAGGAGGUUAAUAAGAGCAAUGGUACUUGGCAAAAGCAGCCGUUGAUUCCACUGGUGAGAUCAUCAUCGUCCUCAUCUUCAUCAUCAUCUUCGUAUUCAACGAUGCAAAAGCCACCUUUGAAGAAAAAUUACGGAGGAGGGUCUUAUGGAAAUGGUGUAAGGAUUAUUCCAGUCUUAAAUGUACCACCUCCCUACAUUCCUAAAGGAACUGCAAAACUCUUUGGAUUUGGUAAAGAUAGAAAGAGUAAGAAAUGAGUGAUUUAUUUCAUGGUGAAGAAAACUUGGCAAUUAUAUGUUUUAGUUCAUCAUAUACCUGUUAUGGUUUCAAGCUCCUUGUGUUUUUAUUUUCUUAAAAAUUUUAUAUAUGUUGUGUCAUAGGAUAGAACAUGGAAUCUUCCAAGGUGAGAGAAUUUCAUUCAAAAGAAAAUAUAUAUAUCUUCACCCAAACUUAAAUUCUUGUAAAUUAUGAAGAAAAAGAUCACCAUAUUGAAAGGCUUGGAAGAUUCAUUCAUAUUUAAGUGUCACAAUAUUUAGAGACAAGAACAGGAACCCAUAAUACUGGGUUUGUCCCAUUCGUGUUCAAAUAUAUAUAUUUUUUUAUGUAA